This is a messenger RNA of Rhinolophus ferrumequinum (greater horseshoe bat), 3106 nucleotides long. RefSeq names its product FERM domain containing 8 (gene FRMD8). The record is from RefSeq and is a predicted model, not a curated record. The transcript is spliced from 11 exons. Bases 161 to 1552 code for a protein of 463 amino acids. Gene Ontology annotation, cellular component: cytoskeleton; plasma membrane. Gene Ontology annotation, biological process: negative regulation of canonical Wnt signaling pathway. NCBI's taxonomy places the organism in Eukaryota, Metazoa, Chordata, Mammalia, Chiroptera, Rhinolophidae.
CCCCGCGCUUCCUCCCCCUUUGCUUCCGCGUCGCAGCCUCGGGAGCUAGAGCUGGAGCGGGACCUGGAGUCCCGACCCGCUGCAGAACCCCAGCCGUAACUGGGGGUCGGAAUCAGGGCGGCAGCCUGGGCUGAGGCGGUGGCAGCUGCCUCCCUGCCAGAUGGACGGGACGGAAGGUAAUGCCGAGCAGCCCGCUGAGCGGUCCCAUCGAAGCAGCGUGUCCUCCGUGGGUGCCCGAGCAGCUGAUGUGCUGGUAUAUCUAGCGGAUGACACAGUGGUGCCCCUGGCUGUGGAGAACUUGCCAUCCCUGAGUGCCCACGAGCUGCACCGUGCCAUCCGGGAGGUCCUGCAGCUCCCGGAUAGCGCCCUGGAGGCCUUCGCGCUCUGGCUUGUCUCCCCUCUGCUGGAGGUGCAGCUGAAGCCCAAGCACCAGCCCUACAAGCUGGGCCGCCAGUGGCCAGAACUGCUGCUGCGCUUCACCGAUGCCCCGGACGAUGAUGUGGCCACAGAUGAGCCUUCCCUGCAGUUCCGAAGGAACGUGUUUUUCCCAAAGCGACGGGAGCUCCAGAUCCACGACGAGGAGGUCCUGCGGCUGCUCUACGAAGAGGCCAAGGGCAACGUGCUGGCUGCACGGUACCCGUGUGACCUGGAGGACUGCGAGGCCCUGGGCGCCCUGGUGUGCCGCGUGCAGCUCGGGCCCUACCAGCCGGGCCAGCCCACUGCCUGCACCCUGAGGGAGAAGCUGGACUCCUUCCUCCCUGCCCACCUGUGUAAGCGGGGCCACCGGCUCUUUGCUGCCCUUCGGGGCCGGGCGGCCAAGGCUGGGACGGAUGAGCAGGGCCUGCUCAACGCCUACCGCAAGGUGAAGGAAGUGGUCAGCAGUGACAGCGAGUGGGAGGCCUCCCUGCGGACCCACUACCGCGCCUACCUGCUCAAGUGCCACGAGCUGCCCUUUUACGGGUGUGCCUUCUUCCACGGUGAGGUUGAUAAGCCGACCCAGGGCUUUUUGCACCGGGGUGGUCGAAAGCCAGUGACUGUGGCGAUCAAUCUGGAGGGCGUGCAUGUCAUCGACAGCAGGGAGAAGCACGUCCUGCUGGGCCUGCGCUUCCAGGAGCUGUCGUGGGACCACACCUCCCCCGAGGAGGAGGAAUCUGUCCUGUGGCUGGAGUUCGAUGGUCACAAUGAGGGCACACCGGUCAACAGGCUUCUUAAGGUCUACUCCAAGCAGGCGGAAUUGAUGAGCAGCCUCAUCGAGUACUGCAUCGAGCUGAACCAGGCGGCGGAGCCCGCCGCCCCCCAGGAGAGCCUGACCGGCCCCGCGGGGGGCCCUGGCUCCUCAGCGCCACCCACUCAGCGUCCCCAGCUGCGGAGGCAGAGCAGCGUGGUGUGCAGCCGCAUCCAGCACUUGUCCACCAUUGACUACGUGGAGGAGGGCGAGCAGAUCAAGCGGGUGAAACCGAAGCGCACCACGUCCUUCUUUGGCCGGCAGCUCUCCAUGGGCCAAGGGAGCUACACCGUGGUGCAGCCCAGCGAAAGCCUGGAGCAGAGCUGAGGGUGGCGGUGCCAGGCAAGAGGAGAGUACAGGGAGGCCCGUGACCUGGCCCAGACUGCCCUCCCUGAGGGGCAGGGUCAAGCUGUGGUCCUGGAGUGGGGAGGAGGGCUGCCUUGGAGCGUGAAGUGACUGCUGUGCCUGGGCUGUGCAGAGCUCGCUGGGGACUCCCACGGGUCCCUCUCGUGGCCGGCCUGCCCUUCUUCUGGACCCUGCUGCCAUCUCAGGACCAUCUGCUCAGGCCCCAUCUGCUCCCUCCCACCAGGGACUCACCAUGUUGUCCCUCUCAAGAUGGGCAGUGUCCCCUGCUCUGAAGCCCCCAGUGGUGGCUCCCAUGGCACGUGGCCAAGGAACAGGACUGAGGACCUGAGGGUCAUGUGUACAUCUUUGGUCUUUCCCCUGGAUUUUGGUGACCGUAUGCCCGCAUUCGUUCUACCCACAUUCUAGCCACACUGCCAGGCUGGGCCAUCACUCUAGGCGCUGGAGGGGGCCUCUCUGGGUUGAACCAUGGCAAGAACAGAGAAGGCCAGACCCUCAUCCAUACCCUCUCUGGCUGGAGCUGGAGGGAGCCAGGCAGGACACACUGACUAGAAGGAAAGUGCCUUUUUGCUGUCACUGUGCUGGGAGGUGGCUGUCCUGGGGGACCAACAAGCCCACCAGACACACACACCACACUUGGAGAAGCUCCCGAACCCCCUUGGACUUCAGGUUUUAGUUUUGGUCUUUUCUCAUCUUCUUUGCUUCCAUGAAGCCUGUGAACUCGGGGGCAACUCGAGAGAAACCCACAACCUCGGAGCUGCUGGCUUUUCCUCAGUGGUAGAGCUGUAUUUUGCAUCUGGCCUGACCCUGGGGGCAGGCCUAUGUGCAGGAGGUCCCACAACACCCCUGUCUGGCUCUUUCUCCAGGACAAGUUACGGAGGGCGGGUGUGGUGCUGGGCAUGGCUGGCCCGGGGGAGACCCUGCCCAACCCUUGGUCUCCUCCUUGGCGGGGAGAGGGGCCUCUCACUGAGCUUCCAGGGACUUUCCACAGGAAAGAGGCAGGCCCAGCUCAGCACAGGGCUGGCUUUGUCUCCCCUUCCUGGUGGGGAACUUGUCUCCAGAUACCAGAGCUCACACACCUCCUCCCUUUGGUGACGUUUGAACACUCCAGAUGUUUUGAGGUGGGCUUGCCUUCUGGCAGCAAGGACUUUGUUAUUUGUCAUAAUAAACAGGUGUCCUCAGCCUUUUGGAAUGUCCCAGCCAGAGGACAUCUUAUCUCCUCUCCUGGAGUCGCCCUCACUGGCUGCCCAGCCAGUCUGGCUCCCUGUCCUCUGGUUCUCUCGUCCCACUCAGUGUUUUGAUGUCAGGUGAAUUUUUAUCUGAUGGGCUUGUGGGGUGUGGUGGGUGGGUGUGUGUGUACACAAAUGAGUUGUUUAUACUCGUUUUUCUCCUGUUUUCUAAGCAUCCAUUGUGCCUUAACCUUUUCUGCCUGCCCUUUGGGACAAAGAGCAUUUUACUAACUGCCCUUUGACUAUUCUCAUUCUUUUGUACCAUGUGACUUAAUAAUAAAAUCCAUUU